AUGGCGGACUUCUACAGUUCUGACAGCGAGCUUACGACACGUACGUUGCUGCGGCGCGUGCUGGAUACAGCGGAUUCGCUCACCCCGCGGCGACGUCGGAGUGCCCAGGCUGGGGCCCAGAAAACCCUGCUUGAAACACCUUCCUCCAGGAGACUGAGGAGCCAAACAGAGACGACUGCCAGACAGCGUUCCCACGGAGCCAGGUCUAUUGGCAGGUUGGCCCACGGUCAGGCCAGUGGGUCCCUAGAGGAGACACCGCGGACUCUGCUGAGGAACAUCCUCCUAACUGCUCCAGAAUCUUCCAUUGUGAUGCCAGACUCAGUGGUGAAGCCAGUGUCAGCGCCGCAGGUGGUCCAAUCCUCCAGACGGAAAAGCAGUCGGGGCAGCUUGGAGCUGCAACUUCCUGAACUUGAGCCCCCUUCAACCUUGGCCCCAGGUCUUCCAGCCCUUGGCAGGAGAAAGCAAAGGCUGAGAUUGUCAGUGUUUCAGCAGGAAGUGAACCAGGAACUGCCACUCUCUCAAGAGCCUUCUGGGAAUGCUGAUGCCUCUGCCCUCACCAGUUCUCUCAACCUGACCUUUGCCACACCUCUUCAGCCACAGUCGGUAAGGAGACCCGGUUUGGCCCGCAGACCACCCACCCGUCGGGCUGUAGAUGUGGGUGCCCUUUUGCAAGAUCUUAGAGAUAAUUCCUUGGCCUCAGGUAAUAGCCAUAGAACCCCUGCUGCUGCUCUGCCAACGGACACAGUGUUGGAAGACACUCAGCCCUUCUCACAGCCCUUGGUUGGCUGCUCCCCCAGUUUGCAUGACUCCCUGCCUCUCCCCACUCAUACUGCAGUUGAAGACUCUGAGAGGGCUGUGGGUCACAGGACACGGAGCAGAGGACCCAGGCUGCAAAACCACAAGCUAUACCCUUGGCCUACUACUUCUCAAGAGGUGACAGAAGGAGAGGGAUUCCGGGAGGCGGAGGUGGCCAAAGAGCUAGAGGGAUCUUCAGGGGAUGAGGAUACCUCUGACAGGCCAAGUAAGAGGCCCAUUGCAGAGAUCACAUGUCCAGAAUUGGCCUCCAGUACCCCUGAGUUCCUCCAGGCCAAGCAACCACAUGAGUUUCUCGAUCCAACUCCAUCACUUGGUGUCACAAUCUUGCCUUCAGAGCCUUUGGAGCCUAUGCUUGCCAGGCUUCCCCGCAGGCCCCGUACUGCUGGCCCCAGACCACGUCAAGAUCCCUACAAGGCUGGACUGAGCCACUAUGCAAAACUCUUUAGCUUCUAUGCUAAGAUGCCCAUGGAGAAGGCAGCUAUGGAGAUGGUAGAGAAGUGCCUAGACAAGUAUUUCCAGCACCUUUGUAAUGACCUGGAGGUAUUUGCUGCUCAUGCUGGCCGAAAGACUGUAAGGCCAGAGGACCUGGAGCUGCUGAUGCGACGGCAGGGUCUGGUCACCGACCAAGUCUCUCUGCAUGUGCUUGUGGAGCGACAUCUGCCUCUGGAGUACCGGCAGCUGCUCAUCCCCUGUGCAUUCAGUGGCAAUUCUGUCUUUCCUGCCCAGUAGUGGUCAAGCCUCAACACUUGCCCUUUCCCUACCAGGGAUGCCAUAGCCCCACAUAAUAUUCCAGGUCCCUUCCCCACUACCUAAAUAUCAAUGUCACCAAAAAGGGACUCGUGGAGUUCCUUAAGUAGCAGGACACUUGCUUUGCAAGUACAAAGGCCUGAGUUCAAACCCCAGUUCCACAAAAAUAA
This is a messenger RNA of Castor canadensis (American beaver), 1733 nucleotides long. RefSeq names its product centromere protein T-like. Lineage: Eukaryota; Metazoa; Chordata; Mammalia; Rodentia; Castoridae. The record is from RefSeq and is a predicted model, not a curated record. Gene Ontology annotation, molecular function: protein heterodimerization activity; DNA binding. Gene Ontology annotation, biological process: mitotic cell cycle; chromosome segregation; kinetochore assembly. Gene Ontology annotation, cellular component: kinetochore.